AUGACAGAUAAGACCCCGCUCGGGACUGCUGAUCACUCAGAGACUGAGUUUGAACACGCAAAAAAAAUCUACGAGGAACGACUUGAAUCCAGCAUUCUGCGGGCCUAUGACCUUUUCCCUGCGCCAAAAGACACGCCAGAAUGGCAAGUCCCAGAUCAACUUCCCCUGGACGUGAUUCCUCUGUUCCAAAGCCUGGUGGCACCUAGCGACAUGGAAAUUGUGUCCCUCGACGGCAUUGACCUGAUAACUAAGCUCAAAGAUGGAUCAUUGAACUGUGUUCAUGUCAUUGGAUGCUUUAUUCGAGCAGCCAUCACGGCCCACAAACUCGUCAAUUGUCUCACCGAGGUGUUACCAGACCUCGCAUUGAAGACAGCCAAACAAUUGGACGCGGAACGCGACUCUCACGAAAAGUACGCGUUGUAUGGACUUCCUAUCUCUUUGAAGGAACUCAUUUCCCUGUCCGGAUUGUCGUGCCAUGCCCAGAACUCGUACCACAUUGACCGGGUGGUGUCUCGUGACUCGACACUAGUCUCUUGUCUCUAUUCUUCAGGUGCUAUUCCCUAUGUGCGGACCAAUGGUCCUCAGAUUCUCAUGUCUGGUGAGUCUCAUUCUCCUCUACAUGGGUUCACUUUGAACCCUCACAACACGGUCUUGUCUUCUGGAGGCAGUUCUUCCGGUGAGGGAGCUUUGAUUUCGAUCGGUGUUUCAAAGCUCGGACUCGGAACUGAUAUUGGCGGCAGUGUUCGCGAGCCCGCUUCGUUCUGCGGCAUCUACUCCCUUCGCCCCACAUUUGGACGGUUAUCAGAGACUGGUGUGGACAUGAUGAUGGCUGGAAAUGAGUCGAUUAGAUCAGUCUGCGGCCCCAUGACCUCAGAUCUGAGACUUAUUGAAGCCUACAUGAAGGACAUGGGCUCCAAGGAGGUGUGGAGAAUCGAUCCCUCGGUCGACAGAUGGGUGUGGAGAACUCUUGACUACGGUCACAUGAAGAAGCUACGAGUCGGCUACUGUAUUGACGACGGCUUUGUCAAGGCCUUCCCGCCCAUUCAAAAGGGUAUUCUCAAGCUGGUUGAGCAGCUCAAGGGAUCUGCGUUUGAAGGAAUGGAGGUAGAGCUCACCCUCUACCAUCCCCCUAGCAUUGCCACUGCCAACAAGCUGCUCGAUGCCUUUUACUUCCCCGACGGAUGUGAGCGGAUCAAGAACCACUUCUACCGUUUCAAGGAGCCCAUCACUCCCCAGACCCAGGACAUUCUUGACGGCGCAAGGGGGUACACUUUUGAGGAGCUGUGGAAGAUGCAUCAACAAAGAGACGAGUUUCGAAUGGACUUCCACCAGGAUUUCACUUCCAAGUUCGACGUGGUCAUCUACCCUGUCAAUAACUCCGUCGCUCCUGUUUUCCACACCUCCAAAAACCUCAUGUAUUGCGGAAUCUGGAACCUCAUGGACUACCCGGCUGUGGUGGUUCCUACAGGCGCCAAAGUAUGCGAUUUCAGCUACGAGAAGACGACUGAGUUCAGAAGCGAGCUGGAAAAGCUGUGCUGGAAGCCCUGGACGGAAAAUGGUGCGGACAUCUACAAAAAUGCCCCUGUUUGUGUCCAGAUUGUUGCUCCUCGGUGGGAGGACGAGUUGGCUGUCAACGUCGCCAAGUGGGUGGACCACAAGGUGAACAAAAAGCACUGGAGUGAGUAA
Molecule: messenger RNA, 1686 nt
Organism: Yarrowia lipolytica CLIB122
Lineage: Eukaryota; Fungi; Ascomycota; Dipodascomycetes; Dipodascales
Source: RefSeq, a predicted model, not a curated record